Molecule: messenger RNA, 6560 nt
Organism: Diachasma alloeum
Lineage: Eukaryota; Metazoa; Arthropoda; Insecta; Hymenoptera; Braconidae
Product: protogenin B
Exons: 16
Coding region: 510-4034 (1174 amino acids)
Biological process (GO): cell-cell adhesion
Molecular function (GO): protein binding
Source: RefSeq, a predicted model, not a curated record
UUGACACGUGAAAUGCGAGUGAUUAUCACCGCAACUUUCAUUCCCUAAUUCUCGAAGAAAAAGUGUCAACAUUAAAUGCAUCAUGAAGCACGACAAUCUGAUGAAGCGUGCGACAAUGACCAAGUGUAUAACGAAAAAUUGAAAAAACGUGUUUAUUAUCGUGUGUAAAAAGAAAAGUGAGCCGUUGGGGCGAGAGUUUGGCGAACGGAACAGCGUGAUCGAAAGAGGGGCUCAAGCGCGCGCGCGAGGGCUCUCGAAUUUUUUUUCACAUUCAGAAAGAAAUAGAAAAAAAAAGCGGAGUAAAAUACGCACAGAAUGUGAAUUAAACGUCGUCGGGCAAUGGGUGUUGCGAGUUGAGGAGGAAAUACCAAAAGAUGAGGCAUAAAUUAAAUAAUAAUCUUGUUGUGGUGCGGGCACGUGUUGAGGACAUUACGAAGUGAUAAGUGUGUUUAUUAUUUUGAUAGGCUAAAUUCUCCCAUUGAGGAUUCAGCACCGAUGAGCCCGGAUAUAUGGCGGCGCGGGUGCUUUUGCUCGGCAUUUUGUUUACGGAAGUGCUCGAGCCCCUUUGCGCCGCAGGUGUUAAAGGUCCUAGCAAUUUGCAUGGCAAAAAUGGGCCUAAGGGAGACAGCGUAGACCUGCGUUUUGCAAAAAAUUCUGGUCUAACGCUGCCAAUUGAGCCGAGUGGUAAUAUAGUAUUGGGGAAACGUGGUGUCACGUUGAAUUGUUUAGCUAGCAGCAAUGACAACAUUACUUGGCUCUAUAAUGGUGAACAGGCGCCACCGUGUGGUGUCACUCGGUGUGGAUUAUUGGAUGAUGGCUCAUUGCAUUUUUAUAAGAAACAAAAUUUACAAUUGGUACAAAAGUCAAAAGAGGGGACUAGCAGUGGCACUAAACCAUCUAAAAAACACGUGUACCGUUGCAUUGGUCACACCAGUGGUGGAUCGUUACGAUCAUCACCAACUACUGUACAAAUUGCUGAGCUUGGACAUACCUUCAAAAAAUCACCGAAUGAUUUGACGGUUGUGGAAGGCGAAAUCGCUAGAUUCUCAUGUCUAAUUGACAGUGUACCGUUUCCUCCAAACAUUACUUGGCAACAUAACGGAGAACCUGUAUUAACGGAUCACAAUAAUACUAAAUAUUUCAUGGUACCACCUGGUGUUCUUUAUAUUAGCGCUACAAAACCGUCUGAUGCUGGUUCAUAUAGAUGUGUGGCGACAAAUGAUUUUAUGAAAAAGACCAAAAGGAGCAAAGAAGCAAAACUCACAGUUAUUUCAAGAUUGGAAACUAAUGAGCCUAGAACUUUAGGUUCACUUUAUCCACAAAUCUCAUACAAUCAUUCGUUAUUGAAUGGAUCGAAUCUCAAAGUUAUUUGCGCUGCCAGUGGCUAUCCUCCGCCCUUAAUCAUCUGGUCUUUUGUACCAAAAUACUCAGAUGGAAGCGGCACUGUGCAAAAUCGCAUUCUUCUCAACUCCACAAAUGGGAUCAGUGUACUCGCAUUGAAGAAUGUCAGCACUUCUGACGCUGGUACUUAUCUGUGUUCCACGAAAAAUGCCGUCAGCAAUGGAUUGGAAGUUCAGAAUAUUACUGUUGACGUAUCGGUUCCACCAACGCUGGUAAAAAAACCAGUCAAUCAGAUCUGUCCAAAUGGAAGAACUGCGAGAUUCGAAUGUCAAGCGCAAGGAACUCCUCCACCUCAAAUUUAUUGGCUCAAAGAUUCCGAGAACAUUGCUAUGAAUGGACGAAGAACAACAUACAUCAAAGAAAAUAAUAAAAUAGAACUGGCGAUAUCAGCAACAGUACCAUCAGACUCUGGUAUUUAUCAGUGCGUAGCGGUGAAUUCCGCUGGUGAAAUUUGGGCUGCUGGUCGGCUCCAAGUUAACGCAUCUCGCAACAGUCCAGCUACACCAACGUCUCUUAAAUGCUAUUCAGAUUCGCCAUUUAAAAUUGAAAUUUCAUGGGUACCACCAAAAUCUCUACCAUCAACAAGUAUCACUGCGUAUACCGUCCAUUAUAGCCCUGCUGAAGGUGGUAAAGAGGAAGUAUGCCCUGAACCUGGUAAUUCGACGUCGGUGGAGGUGACAAAAUUACUUGAACCGUAUACCAAUUAUUCUUUUUACGUUCGUGUAUGGAAUAAUCAUGGAGCUAGUGAUCAAUCAGAACCGAUUGUUUGUGCUACUGCACCAAGUGUUCCAAAGAGCGCGCCUAGAGUACACGUUGAUAUAAUAAGCAGUACAAAAUUAAAUGUAACAUGGGAGCCUUUAACGAAGAGAGAAGCCAGAGGCGUUGUUAUUGAGUACAAAAUCCAAUGGAGGCUUCACGAGCAUCCAUCAUCGCGGGUUAUUACUGUACCUGCUGAUGUCGAGAGUUAUAUUCUAACAGAUUUACUUCCUGGGUCGCAGUACGACUUGAGGGUUUUAGCGAGAACGGAACAGGGAUGGCCGAACAUCAGUGAAUCCCAGUUGACAUGGACCAGCGUUUCAACGCCAAGUGUUGAUACUGAUGAACUUAAUGUUAAAACUAUUAUUGAUAUUCAUGUGGUGACAUUGAAUGCAUCUAGUUCAAAGAUUAAAUGGGAGAAUCAUUCGAAUAGGAAUAAUUAUUCAGGAUUGAAAUUCGAUGCCUGGCAAGUGUAUUGCGAGAAUAUUAACGGUGACAGGAUACUCACUGAAACAUUGUCUAAAAAUGCUACAGAUUAUAUCUUCACUAAUUUACAUCCCAACGUUUCUUACAUCCUCGGUUUAUGCGUCGAGAAUAAAGGAGUAGUAACUGAUUGCGUAUCGAAAACAAUUAAAUCGAUAUAUAACGAUGCAGAAAAUAUCCCAAUGGCACUAGAAGCAAUUCCACUCUCAUCAUCAUCAAUUCAAAUAACCUGGACAUCAUUGCACACACGUUCAAAGAAAUUUGAAGUUUGCUAUCAGCCAGUAGAAUCACCAACCAUAGAAUCAAAAUGGCUGUUAGUGAAUGGUACAAAAGUAACAGUGGACAAACUGAAAGCAUUCACACUUUAUCAAUUCAAGGUUCGAUCCUUUCAAAAUGACUCCAGGCAAUUGAAUGAGUUCAGUGAGAGUAUAGAGUGCUAUACGGGUGAAGAUGUGCCAGGAAAGCCUGAGGAAGUCCAGAGUUUCAGGGAUGGUACGAAAAUACGUGUUGUUUGGAAAAAACCGAUUCAGACGAAUGGAAUAAUUCGGCAUUAUUUCGUGUCGUAUGUGUCGGAUUCAACUGAGUCAAUGGUUUGGGGCAAUGUAACAGUACCUGGUAACCAAACGUGGGCACUUUUGCCUGAAUUUUCGUCGGGUGGACGGCACUAUGUGAUGAUUCAGGCAGCAACUAGAGUUGGAUAUGGAAAACCGUCUGACGCAGUUCUUGUUUUCACCAGUAGUACUGCAUCGAAAAGUCCCAAUUUUUCGAACGAGCGAAAACCACCUGCGAUACCAAAGCCGGAUCAAAGCCUGGGAAUUAUUCUUGGCGUUGGUAUCAGCAUUGGAUUCAUCACGAUCAGCUUGUGCAGUAUAUACUGUAGAAAAAAAUGGGAACACUCUAGGUCACUUCGGGAGACUGCGCAACCGCUCAAAAAUCGAGUUCUUUUGAGAAAUGGAAAUGCUUGUUGUGUUGAUAGAUCAUCAACUUCUGUUAAUCAACAGCCCAUUAAUGCAACUAUGAACUGUAAUGAGAUUGAAUUGGCUACUUUGUGUCCUUCGUCACCAAAUUCAACGAAUCCUCAGCUCGAUACCAAGGGAAUUCAGGCGAAUGGUACAGUGGAGGGUAAACAGCCUCUCCUGACUUCUUGGAAUAAUUCAAAUGAGGAUCAAAUGAAUCUUCAUAUUACAGAAAAUCCGCAGUACGAGCAGAAGAGCAGCCCAUUAUCCACCAGGCAGUUUGAUCAAGAGGCAGAUUUAGACACGACAGAAUUCACAAUGAUGGACUGUACAUUAGCCGGCAGUGAUACUAGUUUGAAUAACAACCUCGGUUGUGUGUCAUCAACACCCCACAAAAUAACACCAAUAACAAUUCCGGUAUUGGAGCCCAACGGUUGAACCUCGCCACCACUUUUCUCGGGAACAAGGCAUCAUUAAAUCCAUUGAGAGUAAGUAAACCAAACAAUAUUUUCGUGGACGAACUUGAGACCGAGAUAAAUGGGAUUAUUCACUGGUUGAAAAAAAUAUCCUGUGAUCAGUAAUUUGAGCAAACGUCCGCCGUCAGAGGUCUGCCGUUAAGUCUCAAUGAGUAAUGACACAAUCAAAAGGAAAAUCUGGAUGUAAGGGAAAUCAUGAAACAAUGAUUAUGAUACAGAUAUACAGAAUAACUUAGUUUUUUAAAAAAUGAGAGAAAAACGAAAAAGACGAGAAAAUCACACUGCUUAAUUGUUAAUGUGUAUAUAUUAGAUAUUCUAGUGUACGAUGAUAAGUGGGUGAAUAGUUUGUGCUUGUAUGCAAAUCACCCGCAUCAGGAGGAAUGAAAUUCAAAAAUAUAUAACCAAAUAAUGUGUUGGUUGACGCAACAGAAUACAGACAAAAAUAUAUUUGCUCACGAUUUGAAUUUCCACUUUCUGCGAAAAUCUGAAGUUGACAGCAGCGUUGUACAGACACGAAUUGGAAAAAGAAUCAUAUUAAUGUACAUAGCAGUAAUUUCUAAAGAAGUUGUCAUUGUUGUAGGGGGAGCAUUGGUCAUGUAAUAGCUGUUGAUAGUGAAUAUGAAGAUAACUUCGAUCCGCUCCAUUGAUAUCAGCAAAUAACAUAACAGAAAAAAUAGUAUUGCAUGUAGGAAUUCCUGGCACAUUGACACAUCCUGCACACAUGGUAUCACUCUUCUCCCAGGAACAAUCGACAGAUUGAACAUUCCACUAGAGCCACGAAUGAUGAAGGCUCAUAAUCACAUUUUUUAGUUUCUCCGACACACGCAUAAAACCGUAGAUUUUUUCAAUGAAUUUUUCCUUUGCAUCGUGUUUCAUUCACAAUGAUCAUUUUUCAUUCAAUCAAUUAACGAUUUUUGUUGUCCUUAUGUGUAGUUUGAAUUCUCGUGAUGCGUUUUAUCCGUUGUUUUCAUCUUUCUUCAUCUGUAAAGUUCGAUUUUAUGUGUGAAGUUAUAAUUAAUAGACAAAAUGAGUAUUUCGAUUCACAAGAGUCUCCUGACAGGUAGAAAAAUUAUGCAAACGGAACACAAUCCAGACAUACCAGACUGGCCCAUGUUACCAUGACAGAGAAAAAAAACCCAACUCAGUACCUGAUAGACUAAGUUAUAUUACCUUAUGUUUUUUUUAACUCAACGAUGUCAAUGUUAUUGCAGUACCUCCAUUUGUUGUUAUUUAUUACAUCAUUACAUUCAAUCAUUGAUUUACUACUAGGUUUUCAUUUCCGAAAUAUGGCAAUAGAACUGUUACACAACUGUUCCAUUACAAACAUGACUACAAUUUAUUUGAAGGAAUUAUAUACUCAUAUCACAACUCGGUGGAGUCGAAUCCAAUCCAGAGAACAAUUCAAUAGAACAAAGUAUUUAUUUCAUUUACCAUAAAAUGCAAUAGUUUAUAUACAGGUUACAGAUCUUAUUUUUCAUUUAAUUUCUGUUAUCCAACAUUCAAUGCAUACUCGAUAAUUUAACUCAUUCCUAUUGUUACUAGUGAUUUAAUUACGAUUGAAUGUUUUUUUUAAAACUGUAUAUAUCGUUAAUUGUUCGUGGUCCAUCUCCGGUGAUUUUCAUUUACUUUUUUAUCGAAACGCAGUGAAUGAUUUCGUUUGGCCAUUGUUUCAUUUCCCUGACACGAGUUUUUUUGCUACUGAAUUUGAUAAAUUUAUUUAUUUAUUAUUUUGCUGCGAAUGAUGUCGAGGAACCAAUAAUACAAAAUUGUUGAAUGCGAGAAAACAUUGUUGAAAAUAAUGAGCAGUAUCAAGGUUUUUUAUCGACCCUUUUUUAAUUAAUGCAGCGGAAGCAUUUCUGUCACUAUGUCUUUAGUUGUCUGGAUUGCAAGAGGCAGUUUUCGGCGCAUGAAAAAAUUCAAUAGGAAAUUGUAGCUAUUUUCCUCGGACAUGAAAUUGAUUUUUUUAUGAAAUUAAAAUCGAUAGAUUUGGUUUUUUUCCAUAAAAUUUCCAGGCAUAAAUUGCAUAAUUAUUUUUUACUCCGCAUUGUUCUUAAAAUUCAUUUUUCUACAUCCAUUUUUUGACAUAAUACGAAACAAAACAAAAUGGAAGAAAAAAUUGAAAAUAUAAGUUCAGAAAUUUUAAAUUUAAUGAUAUUUUUCUGCUUUACACAUUCUAUUGAUAUUUCAACAGAAUUUUUUAGCAGCCGCCAGAUUUUUCAAUUUGUUGAAUUUUUUCAUACGUAAAAUCAUUUCGAAACUCACAGACUUACUUAGAAUUAAUCAUCAUUCCACUUGAAUUGACCAGUGAUUUUAUUUCUAAGUGUUUCGUAGAAAUUAUCUUAGUUGAUAGAAAAUAUCAUAUAACUUGGAGUUUUAAGUUUGAUGUUACGAUUUUAUCUCUGAUUUGCGGUACGUAUUUUUUCAGUUAAGGCAUAGUGCCAGUAGUGUGAUAAUUGCGACAGGAGAAGAAAAAAUGGAUUUACGCUUA